Messenger RNA from Colletotrichum navitas, 1029 nucleotides. RefSeq lists its product as uncharacterized. The transcript has a single exon. NCBI's taxonomy places the organism in Eukaryota, Fungi, Ascomycota, Sordariomycetes, Glomerellales, Glomerellaceae. Bases 1 to 1029 code for a protein of 342 amino acids. The record is from RefSeq and is a predicted model, not a curated record.
AUGGAGGGUCUAGGGCCGCCUUCAAUCGACAUUGGUGAUGCUACCGCUAUUAUGGACCGAAACGCUCUCAGGGAACUCAGGCGACUAUAUUUUGAACCCAGAGCGCAGCAUGGUGGGAGUCCGCAGGUCCAAACUCCAGGCUGGCAAGCUCAGUUGUCAACUGGAAAUACGUCAGAACAGCAAUCCCAGGCUUCCAGACAGGGGACUUCCCCAAACUUUCCAGUUACGCCGGUUACACCUCAACAGACGUUAUCGACAUCGCUUUUCGACUCCCCUCAGUUUACUUUCAAUGAUAACUGGGAACAUCUACCUGUUCAGGAAAGCCACAACGACUUCAUCCUGGAGUAUUCCGUACAAGGACAAGCCGACCUAGGGACACGUCAAAGACAAGCCAUAGUUCCUUCGCAAGAUGCAGGGCCUUUCCAAGAUGUACAACCUUUGCAAGACUCACUGCAACUAGAGUUCCCGUUUGAUGAUAACUCAGUAUAUCUACCUGUCCAGGAAAGCUACAGCAACUCCAUCCAGGAGUCUUCUGUGCAAGGGCAGGCUGACCUAGGAGCAUAUCGGAGUCAGGCGAUAGCACCUACGCAAAAUGCAGGGCAUUUCCAGGAUGCAGAUCCUUCCCAAAAUACACAGCCUUUGCAAGACUCACUGCAACUGGAGUUUCCUUUUGAUGAUGACUCGGGAUACACACCUUUUAAGGAAAGCCAUAACGACAUUAUCCCGGAGUCUUCGUUACAAGAACAGUCUGAACUAGGGACAUAUCAGACACAGGCAAUAGCACCUUCGCAAGAUGCGCAGCCUUUUCAAGAUGCGUUGCCCUUUCAAGAUGCAUUGCCUUUUCAAGAUGCAUUGCCUUUUCAAGAUGCAUUGUCUUUCCAAGAUGCAGAGGAUGAACAGUCUGAACUAGGGACAUAUCAGACACAGGCAAUAGCACCUUCACAAGAUGCGCAGCCUUUUCAAGAUGCGUUGCCCUUCCAAGAUGCAUUGUCUUGCCAAGAUGCAGAGGAUUUCCAAGCGGGGAGAUGA